This is a messenger RNA of Dermacentor albipictus, 1490 nucleotides long. RefSeq lists its product as uncharacterized. Gene Ontology annotation, molecular function: oxidoreductase activity; FMN binding. The record is from RefSeq and is a predicted model, not a curated record. Lineage: Eukaryota; Metazoa; Arthropoda; Arachnida; Ixodida; Ixodidae.
GCUCUGUUCACUCGAAACGAAAGCAUCGCAGGCAACGUAUCAAGAAACUGCGACAGCAGGUGCAAUGGCAGUGACCACAGUAGCAGAUAUCGAGCGCCUGGCUAUGGCCAAGAUGGAAGAAGACACGAGGACCUACAUCUCCAUCGGGGCAGGCGAUGGACAGACCCUCAGGGAGAACAUCCAAGCCUUCAAAAGGCUGCGUUUCCGACCGCGGAUUCUCGUGGACGUGGAAAAGGUGAACACCGCAACCACCGUCCUGGGCCGUGCAAUAUCCUUUCCAGUGGGGCUGGCUCCAUCAGCGGCUCACAAGUUGCUAAACCCUGCAGGAGAGAUCGGCUCUGCUCAAGCGGCGCAGAACGCAGGUACGGUGAUGAUAUUGAGCAGCGUGAGCACCAUCACGCUCGAAGACGUCAGGGCUGGGGCACCCGGCUGUCAACUCUGGCAGCAGACGUACAUUUUUCCCAACCGGUCGCUCACCGAGUCGCUGGUCAAGAGGGCAGCUGCCCGAGGCUUCGCGGCCAUCGUAGUCACCGCGGACUCUCCCGUUUCUGGAGACGGCGUGCUGCGCCAUCCCUAUAUGUCACGACCGCCGCAUGGCCUCAGUUUGGCCAAUUUGGAGGCAUCAUAUACGGAUGAGGUUCAUGGAUGCAAGCUCCAGGAAUCAUAUACGAGGGACAAGGAGCGUCUGGCUUCGGCCUCGUUGAACGACAUCGAAUGGCUAUGCGGGCUCUCGAAGCUGCCCGUAGUCGUCAAGGGCGUCCUUACUGCCGAAGCGGCGCUCCAAGCACACCGCCACGGUGCAGCGGCCGUCAUCGUGUCCAACCACGGAGGCCGCCAGCUGGAUGGAACUCCGGCCACGAUUGACGUCCUGCCCGAGAUCGUCGCCGCUGUUGGUGACAAGAUGGAAGUAUACUUGGACGGCGGAGUGAGAAACGGCGCGGAUGUGGUCAAGGCACUCGCGCUAGGAGCUCGGGCGGUGUUCGCGGGACGACCUGUGCUGUGGGGACUCGCAUACGACGGCAAGCAAGGUGUCGACAGAGUGUUGCACAUAUUGAGAGAGGAACUUGAACACACUAUGCGACUCCUCGGUUGUUCUGACGUUAGGGACCUGUGCGAAGAAUUCCUCAUCACCAAAAAUCACUGUUCGGGACCAUUUCGAUCUACCCUAUAAGCGAGGAAGACAUGGUUGCAGGGCCUGUUCACUGGGAUGAUGGUGUAUGCGCUACAAAUUUGGGAGCCAUGGGAAAGAGAUGAGCCGGACAUGCUGCUUGGAUUGUUAGUGGAUGUUAGUAAUUGCCCUGAUCAACGACUAUUUCUUUUUUCUGUGACAUUUUUUGAGUCUCGGACUGGUUAUGUGCAUAUACUGAACAACGUUCAGUAGAGCAGAAACUUGCAGAAAUUUCUUAUUUUUCCACAUUUGUAAUCCAUGAUACCUAAACCUCUUGUUUAAAAGAAUAUGUACAUGAAUUUGCUGAAUAAAGAAUGCAGGU